This is a messenger RNA of Ylistrum balloti, 2742 nucleotides long. RefSeq names its product serine-rich adhesin for platelets-like. The record is from RefSeq and is a predicted model, not a curated record. Gene Ontology annotation, molecular function: cell-cell adhesion mediator activity; calcium ion binding. NCBI's taxonomy places the organism in Eukaryota, Metazoa, Mollusca, Bivalvia, Pectinida, Pectinidae. The transcript is spliced from 11 exons. The coding region runs from base 1 to 2742 and encodes 913 amino acids. Gene Ontology annotation, biological process: homophilic cell-cell adhesion; axon guidance; dendrite self-avoidance. Gene Ontology annotation, cellular component: axon; plasma membrane.
AUGACGCUGUCAAAAAUUACUACUGUGUCUUUCCAGCGGGUAAGCGAACCGUUGGAAUAUAUUCCAACAGUGAUGGUUCCUGUCCAGAAUGUAACAGCAACUGCUGGUGACAAUGUGACGCUAGCCUGUAUCGUGACUGGAACACCUAAUGUGACUGAUGUGUUCUGGCUGAGAAUUGUCAAUGGUGUCGAGGUCGAGACACUGGUGGUUGAUGGUGUCCGUUACUCGGGCGUGACCCCAGGUGACCCUUCUCUAAGAAUAAUCAGCGUAGCGAUAUCAGACAGUGCUGUAUAUAUCUGUAAAGCCAACAACAGUGUUGGAACCGGAAGUAGCAACCUCAUCACUCUUGAUAUAGAAGGUGUUCCCAUUGCUACAAUUCCUAAUACAUUUGUAUCUGGGGAUCUCGGAUUCAAUGUGACUUUGAAUUGUAACGUCACUGGAAACCCCCCGCCUGUUGAUGUAUACUGGCAGAUGAAAGUCAACGAGACAGAGCUUAGAACGAUAUUGGUUGAUGAAUCCGACUACAGUGGAGUGACCCUGAAUGAUGCUUCUCUCAUCAUUAUCACAGCUAGUUUAGACGACAGCGCCGUUUACAUAUGUAAUGCAAACAAUAGUUUAGGGACCGGAAGUAGUUUACCGAUAACUCUUAACGUCUCAGCUAUUGCUGUGGAAUACUAUGCAAGCCUGUCAUUAAAUGAAACAUUUAAUCCCGAGUUACUCAACACGAGCAGUCAAAUGUUUAGAGAUAAGGCAGAAGAGUUUUCUAAUGUGAUGGACAGCACAGUUCUAAGUUCAAUAAAUGGCACACAGACGCAGGUGAUAGGUUUCAGUAAUGGAAGCGUGAUUGUCCAGUUUCUCACCUUGUUCAUCAGUAAUUUGUUGACUACAACAGUGAUUGAUGAGAGUAUAAUCAGGACCGUGAUUAGAGAGUCUCUGCAGACCAACAGAAAUCAGUCAAAGGAUUCAACAAUCUUAUCGAUAAUUCCAGAAUCUGUCGAAGGAAUCAUACUAAAGAAAGAUAACUGUGCUAGGAGCCCCUGCUUCAACAAUGGUACAUGUAUAGAUCAGUUGGGAGACUUCGACUGUCAAUGUCUACCCGGAUACGGAGGCAAACAAUGUACAGAAGACCUUGACGUUUGUGCCCCGGAUUCUUGUUUUAACGGAGGAACAUGUCAGGAGGGUGUAGCGGAUGAUUUUUCCUGCCUAUGCGGUGAAGGAAUUACAGGAAAUAACUGUGAGUCACGUUUUUGUACCGACGAUUCGUGCUUCAAUGGAGGAACAUGCAUGCCAGGAAAUAGUACGGUCGAUGGUUACUGCUUAUGUGACAGCCAGCACAAGGGAAUCAACUGUGAAAUAGCCGUGACAGCUAUUAGAACAACAACAACGACUACGUCUACCACCCCAGCAACUACAACCCAAACUACUACAACACCAACAACUACAACUACCCCUGAACCUACGACAACUACAACUCCAACAACUACAACUACUCCAAUGACAACUACAACUCCAACAAGUACUACCUCAGAACCAACCACAACUACAACUUCAACAACUUCUACCCCAGAACCUACGACAACUACAACCUCAACAACUACUUCCCCAGAACUUACGAUAACUACAACUCCAUCAACUACUACCCCAGAACCAACGACAACUACAACUCCAACAACUACUACCCAAGAACCAACGACAACUACAACUCCAACAACUACUACCCAGGAACCAACGACAACUUCAACUCAAACAACUACUACCCCUGAACCUACAACUACAACUCCAACAACUACAACUACUCCAAUGACAACUACAACUCCAACAAGUACUACCUCAGAACCAACCACAACUACAACUUCAACAACUUCUACCCCAGAACCUACGACAACUACAACCUUAACAACUACUUCCCCAGAACCUACGAUAACUACAACUCCAUCAACUACUACCCAGGAACCAACCACAACUACAACUCCAACAAAACCAACGACAACUACAACUCCAUCAACUACUACCCAAGAACCAACGACAACUACAACUCCAUCAACUACUACCCAGGAACCAACGACAACUACAACUCCAACAACUACUUCCCCAGAACCAACGACAACUACAACUCCAUCAACUACUACCCCAGAACCUACGACAACUACAACUCCAACAACUACUACCCAGGAACCAACGACAACUACAACUCAAACAACUACUACCCCUGAACCUACAACUACAAUUCCAACAACUACAACUACUCCAAUGACAACUACAACUCCAACAAGUACUACCUCAGAACCAACCACAACUACAACUUCAACAACAACUACCCCAGAACCUACGACAACUACACUCCACAACUACCAGAACCAAGACAACUACAACUCCAACAACUACUACCCCAGAACCGACGACAACUACAACUCCAACAACUACUACCCAGGAACCAACGACAACUUCAACUCAAACAACUACUACCCAGGAACCAACAACAACUACAACUUCAACAACUUCUACCCCAGAACCUACGACAACUACAACCUCAACAACUACUUCCCCAGAACUUACGAUAACUACAACUCCAUCAACUACUACAACCAACGACAACUACAACUCCAACAACUACUACCCAAGAACCAACGACAACUACAACUCCAACAACUACUACCCAGGAACCAACGACAACUUCAACUCAAACAACUACUACCCCUGAACCUACAACUACAACUCCAACAACUACAACUACUCCAAUGA